UAUCAACUGGCAGAGAGUCUCUUACAUCUAAAACGUUGGCACAGUGAAUUCAUUGGUGUAUUCAUCGUUAGCCUUGUCGGUGGGUCAAGUAGUGUAUCGGUCAUCAGUUAAUAUAAAGUUUAAAUUAAACAGACGUCAAUUAAAGUGUUUAAAUAUUAUAACAUCACCAAUUUCAAAUUCAAAUAAUAGUAAAUUAAUUGGUGUGUCAAAUAUUUAUAAUAACGUGUACUAUAAACAAAUAAGACACUUUGAAUUAAGUCGACUCGUGUUACUGGCUAGAAAAGGAAAGGAUAAAGUAAAAAAAAUGCCGGAAACUACACCAUCACAUCAUGUUAAUGGAUACGCUAAUGGACAUGCUCCUCCAGAGCUACAACAGGCUGGAUCUUUUCUCUUCACAUCUGAAUCCGUUGGCGAGGGUCAUCCUGAUAAAAUGUGCGAUCAAAUAAGCGACGCUAUUCUUGAUGCACAUUUGGAACAGGAUCCAGACGCUAAAGUUGCCUGUGAAACGGUGACCAAAACUGGUAUGAUUCUUUUGUGCGGUGAAAUAACAUCCAAGGCGGUCGUUGAUUACCAGAAGAUUGUAAGAGACACAGUAAAUCACAUCGGUUAUGACGAUUCUUCCAAAGGUUUUGACUAUAAAACUUGCAACGUCUUGUUGGCAAUCGAUGCACAGUCGCCGGAUAUCGCUGCGGGAGUACACGUUAAUCGUAGCGAUGAAGAAGUCGGUGCAGGCGAUCAGGGAUUAAUGUUUGGAUAUGCAACCGAUGAGACUGACGAGUGUAUGCCACUGACUGUAGUUUUGGCGCACAGAUUAAAUCAAAAAAUUGCUGAAUUAAGACGAAGUGGUGAACUUUGGUGGGCUCGCCCCGAUUCUAAAACACAAGUGACCUGCGAGUAUACUAUGGAAAAUGGUGCAUGUGUGCCUAUUCGGGUUCACACUGUCGUGGUAUCACUUCAACACAGUGAGAAAAUAAGUCUUGAUGAAUUACGUAGACUUGUUAUGUCUGACAUAAUUAAAAAAGUCAUCCCAGCUAAAUAUCUUGAUGACAAAACUAUUUUCCAUGUAAAUCCUUGUGGUAAUUUUAUAAUUGGUGGCCCACAGGGUGAUGCUGGACUCACUGGUAGAAAAAUUAUCGUCGAUACUUACGGAGGAUGGGGUGCACAUGGUGGCGGUGCCUUUUCUGGUAAAGAUUUUACUAAAGUCGACAGAUCAGCAGCAUACGCAGCAAGAUGGGUGGCCAAGUCUUUGGUGAUGGCUGGACUUUGCAGACGUUGUCUAGUACAAGUAUCUUACGCUAUUGGUGUAGCAGAACCUCUUUCUAUAACUGUUUUUGAUUAUGGCACAUCAAAGUUAUCACAAAAUGAAUUACUGGGAAUAAUUAACAAAAAUUUUGAUCUUCGUCCUGGUAAAAUAGUCAAAGAAUUAAAUCUACGUCGGCCAAUUUAUCAACAGACUAGUACAUACGGACAUUUUGGACGAGAUGGUUUUUCAUGGGAACAACCAAAACAAUUAAUUGUCGAUUGAUGAGAGAAAAAAUAUAAAAUUUAAAAACAAAAGGAGAAAAAGAUUUUUAAAAAUGAUAAAUAUAUAUUAAUGUAUAAACAUUUACUAUACUGGACUAUAAUAAUAAUUGACAGUAAAUAUUAUAUAAAUUACUUUCAAUAAUCAUCGAAAUUAUUAUUUUUUCAUUUAAUUAAAAUUUUCUCAUUUACAUAUUUGUCAAUUGAAUGAAAAAAUAAGGAUAUGGAAUAACAGUUUUUUAUAUUUUAGUUUAAAAUUUUUUUUUCUUUCAUUUCUUUUGGCCCUAAUUUAGGGAGAGUGAAAAAAUAACUUAGCACUUGUAUAAAUUUAUUUUUCUCUAAAAACAAAAAGUCAUACAUUCAUUAUUUCUAUUUUAUUAAAUGAAAUGUAAGUCUAUGUACAUAUAUAAAAAAAAACUAAAUUAUCAUUAUUGUCAAUUUCAUCUCAUUUUUAAAAUAUUUGAACAAUUGAUAAAAAUAUAAAUAAUGAAUGACAGAGCGUACAUGUGAAAAUGUACGUUUCCAUGUAGAAUUGAGUGGACAAGUAAAAAAUUUAGUGCCCGUGUAAAAAAAAAUUUAUAAGAAAAGUUUGAAAAAAUGUUUACGAUUCGAAACUUCAAAACAUGACGAUCAAUUUUUUUUAAAUUUAAAAAAAACGUUCAGAAAUUUUUCAAAAUCAAAAUUUUCUGAACGUUUUUUGCCGGGAAAAAAAUGAUAAAAUUUUGAACAUUAAAUAGAGAGACAAAAAAGUCAAAAAAAUUUUCAUUUGUAGUCUUGUCAAUUUUUUUCCCGAAGGUUAAAAAUUAAAAAAAAAAUUGUGUCACAUUUUGAAGUUUAGAAUACGCGGGUUUUUUAAAUUUUAUUCAAAAUUUUUUUUUUACACGGGUGAUAAAGAAUUUUUGCAAAAAUGAAACAAAAAAAAAUGUAUGAGAAUGUGUGCGCAAAAAAUAUGAUGGGUUCCCAUUUAAUUUGUACUGUUAAAUUAAUUAAAAUAAAUUGACGUUUUUCAAUUAAAAAUUUUUUCUCCAUAUCAUUAAUAGAAAAAAAAAAAAACCUGAAGUUAAAGUCAAA
Messenger RNA from Microplitis mediator, 2592 nucleotides. It is a transcript of the gene Sam-S, whose product is annotated as S-adenosylmethionine synthase. The coding region runs from base 305 to 1525 and encodes 406 amino acids. Gene Ontology annotation, molecular function: ATP binding; methionine adenosyltransferase activity. The transcript has 8 exons. The record is from RefSeq and is a predicted model, not a curated record. Gene Ontology annotation, cellular component: cytosol. Gene Ontology annotation, biological process: S-adenosylmethionine biosynthetic process. Lineage: Eukaryota; Metazoa; Arthropoda; Insecta; Hymenoptera; Braconidae.